This is a messenger RNA of Paramecium pentaurelia, 1365 nucleotides long. Lineage: Eukaryota; Ciliophora; Oligohymenophorea; Peniculida; Parameciidae. The record is from the annotation of a GenBank genome assembly.
CAAUGCAAGUUUUUACUAAAAAUGUUUUAAGGAGAUUUGCAUUCACUCCUUUUUUCUCUUUCUCAUCUAAGAGAGAUUUGUAUGGUAAUUAUGUAUCUAACCAUUUAGAAUUAUUGGGAGUACCUAAGAAUGCUUCAUAGAAUGAUAUCAAAAAAGCCUAUUAUGGAUUAGCCAAAAAGUAUCAUCCAGAUGCAAAUCCAUCUAAGGAUGCCAAAGAAAAGUUUGCUGAAAUUAAUAAGUAACAAUUAUAUUCUACAUUUCUAGUGCUUAUGAAACAUUAUCAGAUGAUAAUAAAAGAAGAGUCUAUGACUAAGUGGGAAUGACAGGAGAUGAAUAGGAUUAGGCUGGAGCAUAGGAUCCUUUUGCUGCAUAUAGUAGUUUCUUUAGAUAAGGAGCUAGAGGAGGUAGAGGACAAGAAUUUGAAUUUGAUGAAUCAAUAUUUGGGGAUUUUGCAUCCUUUUUUAACAUGGGAGGAGAAGCUGAAAGAACUAUUAAAGGAGCUGAUAUUUAUGUUCAAAUGGAAAUUUCGUUUAUGGAUAGUAUUCAAGGAUCACAAUAGACAAUAUAAUUUGAGAAAGUUGGUACAUGUACUACAUGUAAUGGUACUAAAUGUAAACCUGGUACUGCCCCAGGAAGAUGUACUCAUUGUGGAGGAAGAGGAUCUAUUAAUUAUAGAUAAGGAGCUAUGACUAUAUAAAUGGCAUGCACUAAAUGUAGAGGAACUGGAAUCUCAAUCAAAAAUCCAUGUAUCCAUUCUAUUUCAUUUAUUUAUAGGUACUUCAUGUAGAGGAGUUGGUAUAUAGAAAUAAGCAACUAAUGAAACUAUCAAUAUACCAAAGGGAAUAGCUGAUGGUCAAAAUUUGAGAGUGACAGGUAAAGGAAAUGUAGGAGAAAAUGGAGGUAAAUCAGGAGAUCUUAUUGUUAAAAUUUCAGUCAAACCUGACCCAUAUUAUAAAAGAGAAGGUUAUGAUUUGAUUACUAAUGCUUAUAUUUCUGUUGCAUAAGCAGUUUUAGGAGAUACUAUAAAAAUUAAGACUUUGAAUGGUGAUAAAUAGGUCUCAAUCAAACCUGGAUGUUAAGAUGGAGAAAAAAUGAGAUUAAAUGGAUUAGUAUAUAUAAUUAAAAAAUAUUAAAGGGAAUUAACAAAUUGGCACCCAAUUAAAAUUAGAAAGGUGAUUAAGUUAUCAAUUUCAAAAUAUAAAUACCAACUAAAUUAAAUGAUAAACAGAGAGAGAUAUUUCAAGAAUUAGCAAAAGUAUUUAUAUUUAUUAAUUAUAAAUUAGUUAGAAAAAACAGAGUCUUAAAAUCAGGCUUAAAAAUAAGAAGGGGUUUUUGAUUAAGCUAAGAAUGCUUUCCAUAAGUGAG